GAGACACUAGAGACGCGUCAGCAGCUAUGGCGCUUCCUCCUCCACCUGCGCUGGCCGCCAUCGCUGCCCCCUGGGUCAUCAUGUUCAUCUUCGUCGUCUGGGCGUUCUUCCGUGGUCUCAGCUGCUCGAUCCCUCGUUCAGCUCGACCCUCUAAAGACACCAAGCAGCUUCGGGUAGGAUUCCUGCACCCCGACUUCGGUAUCGGCGGUGCUGAGAAUCUCGUGGUGAAUGCUGCGGUGGCGUUGCAACAGUGUGGAGCUCAUGUCACCGUGUUCACAGCCCAUCAUGACGUAAACCACUGCUUCGAAGAGACACGUGGCGACGGACCACUAGCUGCUCAUGUGCGCGUACAUGGUGACUGGCUUCCUCGCACGAUCCUGGGCAAGCUCUACGCGUUCUGCGCAGUCGUACGCGUGCUAUUCGUGACACUAUGCAUCGCCGUGUCCUACAUCAAUGACGUUGAUGUGUUCGUAGUGGACCAAGUGUCGAUUUCCAUCCCAUUCUUGCGUGCACUAGGCAAACCUGUGCUCUUCUACGGUCACUUCCCGGACAAGCUGCUCUGUAUCCGCUCUAAUUCACCCUGGAAGCGCAUGUACCGUGUACCACUGGACUAUUUGGAAGAGAUCACUACCGCUGCGUCGGAUAUCAUCGUAGCUAACAGCAAGUUCUCGCGUGGAGUCUUCCAGGAGGUUUUCCCACGUCUACGCUCAAAGAAGCUAGGAGUUCUUUACCCACCGGUGGAUGUCAAGGCCUACAAAACCACAGCGGAUGCCGACGUACAACGUGAUUCAGGUCUGUUUGUGUCGCUUAACCGCUUUGAGCGUAAGAAAAACGUGACGCUGGCCAUUGAAGCACUCAUGGAGCUGCGCAGCAGACUACCGAGUGAAGACUUCCAGCGUGUCAAGCUUAUCGUUGCUGGAGGAUACGAUCCGCUUAAUACAGAGAACAAGGAACAUCUAAUCGAGCUCCAAGACGUGGUUGCGAAGCAUGGUCUUAAGGAGCACGUGGAGUUCCGUACAUCCGUCUCGAACUCCAUGAAGCUGGAGCUACUGCGCAAGGCUCAUGCUAUCCUUUACACACCCGACCGCGAGCACUUCGGCAUCGUCCCCGUCGAGGCCAUGGCAUGCGGUACUCCUGUUAUUGCUGUGAGUUCUGGUGGCCCGUUAGAGUCCGUCGCUGACGGGGAGACGGGAUUUCUAUGCGAGCAGAAGCCAGAGGCAUUCGCCGAGGCCAUGGCAGAGCUUUGUGGACCCAAACACAGCAUCAGAGUCGUCGAAAUGGGCGCAUGUGGCAGACUGCGUGCCCAGAAACUCUUCUCUCUGGAAACUUUCGGCGAUACGCUGCUUGAACUGGUUCACCAGGCUGUGUACGGUGAGAAGACUGCGUAGCUGAAGAUAUGAAGAGUGCAGAUAAUUAGCAGCCUCCGCAGAACAACACCUUGCAGAAGUGAGCGAAGCCGGAUUGCUGCAUAGGAGCGUUCUCGUAAUAGUGUCGCGAGUCGAAAUGUGUAGGUCGUACACGGUCGCGAUUCAUCACUUCUUGUACGGGUAAAGUACCGGAGUCAGCGUGACGAGACUUUGGAUUAACCGCUGGGAGCUUGAGAUAGCGGCAAAUGGAAUUGCAUCGGUGCGACGAGAGGAACUUCUGGAAGCCCAAAACGCCGAGGUUGCCUUUGCCAAAGUCGUGGCCGUUGAGUGUAUGGAUCUGUGGGUCUGUGUACAGAUCCCCCACGCCUUGGAUAUCCACAGCUAGUAGCUCAUGAUUCGAGGCUUCGUACGUGAAGUGAGAAAAUGCUUGUGGGGUAUUGCGUUCAUCGUCGCUUACUGACCCAAAGUUGUUGUUGUGCUUGCGGUAUUCUCCUGGGAUGUAAGCCUCCACUGCGCACAAGGCACCAUUUCGCUCGGGUAAUUCUAACACCCACGCUGGGAUGAACUCGACACGUUUGGGUGGAGUGUAAGAGUUGUAGACUUGAGCGUAGUGAGCGCAAUGGGCUUGUAGUUCGAUGUCUCUGAAGUACGUCUGCGGGUCUUCGUCCGGGUCGAUGGCUAGCUUGGCCACGUAGCUACCAGUGUAGCAGCCACCAUUAGACAAACUCGCGGAAGUAUCCGUGCUCAGAUCCUGCAAAUGAUACACAAUCCGGAGACUUCCUUUACUAAAUGGCGUCUCGUCCAGAUUGAUGAACACCUGCUUGCUGCUCCAUUGGCGC
Messenger RNA from Phytophthora nicotianae INRA-310, 2206 nucleotides. RefSeq lists its product as hypothetical. Gene Ontology annotation, molecular function: GDP-Man:Man(1)GlcNAc(2)-PP-Dol alpha-1,3-mannosyltransferase activity; alpha-1,3-mannosyltransferase activity. The record is from RefSeq and is a predicted model, not a curated record. The coding region runs from base 27 to 1388 and encodes 453 amino acids. NCBI's taxonomy places the organism in Eukaryota, Oomycota, Peronosporomycetes, Peronosporales, Peronosporaceae. The transcript has 3 exons.